UUUUACGCAGAUGAGAUGUCUGUUGUGCUGUUCCACAGGAUGAUUGAAGACUUCAGUUACAGAUACCUGAACCUGCUCGCUGGUAUCUUUACUAGAGAGACCACUAAUUCCUUUUCGCUGCUUUCCGGCGAGAAUGAUAAACUAAACUUGGGUAUACACGAAAUAACUGCGGCACCGCUCCACGCAGAGGUCUAGUAUCGCGAUCAUGUGCCCCAUAAUUCAAUUAAUCGCAGUGCUUUGGCAUUCGUCCGAUGGUAUACUCAUAGCUUCCAUUUCUUUUCAGUGCGUCUGGUUCACCCUCCUCGGAGCAGAAUUUUUAGCCUGCUUCUGAACUAGAGACCGUAUUGUACUACCAAAAUCAUAAUAAAAUCAAUGAUUGGCAUUUGAGCUGGUGUCGGGUACUAUUUUGAAGCGUUUUUCUUUUUAGAUUUCUCAGAGUGCGUAGAAGGAGCGCAGAUAAAAAGAUGACGGCGUCCUCGGAGGUGAGCGAGCAGCAGAAAAUGCUGGAAGCAAAUGCCGGGAAAGAGGGUGCCCGAACCCGGGUUCUCAUCACGGGUGGCGCGGGAUUCAUCGGGUCUCACCUGCUGGAUUAUCUCAUGGAGCGCGGCUAUGAUUGCAUCGUGUGUGACAACUUUUUCACCGGUAAGAAGGACAACGUAGCUCGCUGGAUGGGCCAUCCUAAUUUCGAGAUGAUAAGGUACUAUUCAUUGCAUACGCCACAUACAUUGCCUUUACUUCUCACAUAAGUAGAUUAAAGUGCUGUGCCCCGCUCGCCACGCCGUGUUGUUUUGCCCUGGGGUGUAUUUCCUUUUUUUUUCUUCUAUACUUACACUUAGUCGAUCAUGUCGGUGAAGGAACGCAGAAAGCGUUUGGCUUCAUCUUGAUUCUUCAUUUUUACAUUUAGGAAGUUACCCAUAACGUCGACAGGCACGACAUCGUGGAGCACCUGAUGGUGGAGGUGGACCAGAUCUAUCACCUUGCCUGUCCUGCCAGCCCGGUUCACUAGUAUGCAAAGCAACGGAUGCGCUGCAGCAGAGUAGCGGUCUCUGGCGUUGCCGUUGUAGUUCUGAACAUCAUGAUGACGACAAGGAGCAAUGCCAAGCGCCAACGCAGUUCAUGAAAAAUUAGAAUUAUAUGAGGAGCGCCUCGCCAGUACCAUCGCCGUCCCGGCCUCAUUGUGAUGAUGAUAUUAAGUAUUGCUUUUUGUCAAGAACAGGCCUGAAAAAGAUGCAGCCGCAAGAUGCGACUAAAGUGCGGCCAGCAGGACAGCACUGGACGAGAGAUAGAUCCGUUGCUUUGAUGCAUAAUCCCCAGCACAACGCAAUCAAGACCAUAAAGUGCAACAUCAUGGGAACCAUGAACGUGUGCGGUCUGGCGAAACGAAUCGGCGCUCGAUUGCUACUGGCCUCCACGUCCGAGGUGUAUGGCGAUCCCGACGUGCAUCCACAACCGGAAGAAUAUUUUGGAAACGUAAAUUGUAUCGGCCCAAGGUCGUGCUACGACGAAGGCAAGCGGACGGCAGAAACACUCUGUACAGCGGAAAGACUCACUGCUUGUGCUUGCCCCGUGCAACUGGACACAUUCUUCUGAAGCAGCACCUUGCGAUAUAUUUUUUUCGAAAGUGCCAUUGAUAAUUAUCAGAACCUCCAAUUAUGAUCAAGGUCAUCUUCAUCCCAGGUAUGGACUACCAUCGGCAGCACGGCGUCGAUAUUCGCAUCAUUCGAAUCUUUAACACUUACGGUCCACGCAUGAUUUUCAAUGACGGGCGAGUUGUGUCCAAUUUUAUCGUCCAGGUAUUGAGCUGAGCAUCUCAGGAAAAUUUCGAAUUUCGGUCCUCUUUGCCAGCAUAUUUAUCCACCGCAUCCACAUCGAGCGAUGCUAGCAUGACUCUUGAUGUUUGUUGUCUCUUUCAUGCUAGUAAAAAAGUACUAAAGCUAGAGCUAGUGCAACAUCGUAAUCGUUUGCCUAGAAUAACAAUAAAUGUAUGGGGCAGCAACAGCGAGGAAGUAGGGAUAGGGCAAGCAAACUGCUGGAUGUAAAAAUUCAAUACUCCAAUUCCAAACACUGCUUACAGCAACUUAAAAUCAAACUCAGGCUCUUCGCAACGACCCGAUAACGGUUUACGGAGACGGAUCGCAGAGUUUACAAGUGUGAAAACCAGUUGUGUCGUGUCUUUCAUCCGAAGUGCCUUUUUUUCCGUUAGUUUAUGUCACCAGGAAGCUCAUUGACAUUUUUGUCAUUAACGGUGGCCAUCGCUGAGGAAAUCGCAUGGUGGAACUCGGUGUGAAAAGGACAUGUUGGAGCUGUAGCUCCAACUGCUACAUUAACAACCCGCGUUGCGUAUGUGUAUUCAUGAUCGAGAUGACAUAAAUCAUUAUGACGAAAACGCACCAGCAAAGCUUUAACCAGUACGGAUGUCAACGUUUACGCGACAGUUAUUGCAUUUUCAUAAGGCAGAUCUUUCUGCUAUGUCAGCGACCUUGUCGAAGGAAUCUACCGGAUGAUGAACCAAACGGAAACAAUAGGUAGGCGUUAUUUUGUUAGGGUUUACAACAAUGCUAAUGCUGGUGAAUGAAGAUCGAAUCCGGUCUGCGGACUGAAAAUGAUGGAUAAGCCAUCAAGUUGUGGUCUUCACAAAAAGAAACAUGAACGUGUCAACAAAAAGCGAAGGAGCAUGCAAGAGGACAACCUGUGCCACCAGUACCAAGGGGCGUUUGUAUGGAAAUAAAAGUGAUGUACUAUCUUAUCAGGCCCGAUCAACCUCGGAAACCCGGGGGAGUAUACCAUGAAGGAGCUUGCCGAAGAAGUGAUCAAGUGUCUCCCGAGCACCAACUCGAGCCUGGAGUACCGUCCGCUCCCACAGGACGACCCGAGGAGGCGGAAGCCUGACAUCACGAAGGCGAAGAAGUUUCUGAACUGGGAGCCCACUGUGUCGUUGCAGGCCGGCCUCGCAAAGACGGUGGACGAUUUCUCGACGCGCGCGAAGCGAAACCCGGCGGAACUGGUGUGUAGCCAUCAGAAGGGAGCACAGGUGAAAGCACCCUCACCUGUAUCCACCAUCAGCACGUGACGACGGUUGACGGUGGACAUUUUUCCCCGAGCGAACACGGAGGUGCUAUGUGCAGUUGCGUGUCAAAGAAUCUUCGCAUGCAGAUACAGCUAGCACCUUGUUCCUGGAAGAGAAAGAAUGUAGCUCAUGCUCAGCAACUACAAACAGACAGAGAUAGAUGCUCAAAGUGCUAAUCAACCCUCCUCCACCUGGUCGUGAGGGCGAUAACCCGAGUGCUCUACUCAGGUCAGUCGAUACAACGGGGGCUAAGUUCUGCAAUCUCAAUCUGUUAGACACGAGUUCUUUUUGAUUCCGUGUUGAGCGAGCCACCGCACGUUCGGGAACGUGGAACAAGGGGCGGAGGCGCAUGAUAGAAAUACACGUAUCUGCCCUGUGCAAAUGCUAAUGCUCGGCAUGCUCAUUGUGUAAGUACCCGCGUAGAGAACGAGCGAAAGGUCGCGGAAAUAACUUAGAGUCUGCAUGGAUGUUGAGGCCGCGUGGGUCCGGUGUUACUGUUGAGGGAAGCAAGAAGUGACGUGAUCGGCUCUCACUUGUUUCUUUACUCGCGCAGAAAGGCGAUGCUGCUGCAUCAAGAAAAAUUGACGCUAUUGCUGAGAAACGUGUCUAAAGACCGGGGACUGUAGUUCGAAAAUGUCGGGGUCUGGACCUGGGACCGGAUCGGCUC
Molecule: messenger RNA, 3734 nt
Organism: Amoebophrya sp. A120
Lineage: Eukaryota; Dinophyceae; Syndiniales; Amoebophryaceae
Source: the annotation of a GenBank genome assembly